AUGGACCUUUUGACGUAUGAUGAGUAUUCGCGACAUCUUGUGCAUAGUCAUGCACACGAGGGCGACAUUCCUGGAAGCGUGUAUCUGAAAGCUGAGGACGGUGAUGACACGAAGGGUACUUAUGGUCAAGCUAUCUUCCCUAUUCCGUCUGAUGACCCAAAUGAUCCAUUACAAUGGAACAAUACCAAGAAGACGAUUAUUCUCAUUAUCUGCUGCCUAUAUUCCUUUAUCAGCAACAGCGCGACGCUUGGCCCGUCAGUGUACAUCGGCAUUUGGGCAGAGGAGUUCUCAGUCAGUCCAUCGACCUCAUCCGGACUCCUCUCUUAUCCCAACCUUGCCUAUGGCUUUGGAAGUCUGUUUCUUGUUCCGUUGUACCUGAAGAUUGGGCGUCGACCAGUUAUGCUCGGCUCCCUCGUUGUGUUCCUCGCCGGACUUAUUGCAGCAUCGCAAUGCACAACUUUCAACAGCCUAAUGAUCUCGCGAGUCAUCCACGCGUUUGCAUCUGGCGUUGUGAGGCGCUUCCAGUUCAGCUGGUUAACGACAUAUUCUUCUUGCACGAGCGUGGCAAGCGCAUUGGUCUCUCUGUGUAUGGGUGCCACCGGUCCGCUCUAUGCCGGCUACAUGCUUGCCGGCUACAUGCUUGCCGGUGGAUACUCCUGGCGCCUGUACUUCUACGUCGAGAUUGCUUUUGCCGGUGCACUGUUACUUGCCGCGUUCUUCUUUGUGGAAGAGAGCGCUUACAAGCGAGCUACACCACAGGAAGACCACGCUGAGAAACCGAACAACGGCACGGUCGAUAGCCCUACAAAAGAGAAGCCGGGCGAUACCAUCCAUUCUGUCGCUGUUCCUAUGCGAAAGAGCUUCCUCCAGACGCUUAAUCCUUGGAGCUCGAUCGACCACGAAGUAUCCUUCUUGAUGACGAUGAUCCGUCCGUUCACGUAUUUCGUGGUGCCUGCUGUCUUUUGGGUUAUAACAACUUACGGGAUCUGCAUCGGACUCGGCGCGGUUACCUUCAACUACACAUUCCCUCUCAAGAUCACGGCGCCUCCAUACAAUUGGAGCGAAACCAACUCUGGUCUCAUCGCCGUAGCGUCCAUUAUUGGCUACUCUCUUGCCACACUGUUCGCUUCCUCCUCCGACGCCGUCGCACCUUAUCUGACCCGCAAGAACGACGGUGUCCGCGAAGCAGAGAUGCGACUCUCUGUGAUGUUACCAGCAAUGCUCAUCGCACCGGCCGGGCUAGUCUUGCGUGGCAAUGGAGACAUGGGGUUCCUACUUCUAUUUCUCGUUUACGCUCACUCGAUCGAUUCCUACUAUGCGAACACGAGCGAGAUGCUGAUUGCCAUGAACCUCGGAAAACAAGCGAUCGCCUUCGGUAUGGCGAUCUACCUUCUUGACUGGAUCCUGCAGUACGGGUUUGCAGUGAUGAUCGCGGGCGUAUUCACGGGUCUCCUACUGGCGAAUAACCUGCUGUUGCUCGUCUUCAUGAUUUGGGGCAAGCGUAUCCGUGUGUGGACGUCCAAAACGUGGCUCGCACAAGUACACAAGAGCACCAUCACUCAAGUUAUGGGGCAUUGA
Molecule: messenger RNA, 1578 nt
Organism: Dacryopinax primogenitus
Lineage: Eukaryota; Fungi; Basidiomycota; Dacrymycetes; Dacrymycetales; Dacrymycetaceae
Product: MFS transporter
Exons: 8
Coding region: 1-1578 (525 amino acids)
Biological process (GO): transmembrane transport
Molecular function (GO): transmembrane transporter activity
Source: RefSeq, a predicted model, not a curated record